This is a messenger RNA of Marasmius oreades (fairy-ring Marasmius), 2268 nucleotides long. RefSeq lists its product as uncharacterized. The record is from RefSeq and is a predicted model, not a curated record. Gene Ontology annotation, molecular function: protein kinase binding. Gene Ontology annotation, cellular component: nucleotide-activated protein kinase complex; nucleus; cytoplasm. Bases 1 to 2268 code for a protein of 755 amino acids. Gene Ontology annotation, biological process: signal transduction. The transcript has 4 exons. Lineage: Eukaryota; Fungi; Basidiomycota; Agaricomycetes; Agaricales; Marasmiaceae.
AUGGGUAAUUCGCAGUCAUCCAGCCUGAGCGCAAAUAACAACCCACAACAUGUCCUUCAAGUUAAAGGUUCGCGUUCAGGAACUGCUUCCCCGGUGCCAGGCGAAUCUAAAUCGUUCAGGUCGAAUCGAAAGAAGUCCAUCGACCUACCCGACCUACAGGAUAAUCCGUACAAAGACAGAUCUUCCGCUGGGAUGAAAACUGCACCUCUUCCGAUCCCCGUUUGUGACGAGCGUGUUACACGAAAGGUCAAUCAGGCGGAUUAUGCGGUCCAGUCUUCGAUGCAUAUGGAACAUUUCAACAAGAAUAGAGGUAGUGGCGCUGGACUAGUACAGCCAACAGCACCCAUAAGAGGUCGUCCUCUAAAAGGGCAAGGUGCUGAACCACCAUCGAGAGUAUCCAGUCGCGGUCGAGGAUCGCAGUAUAUGCAUUACAUCCCUUCCAAUCUUUCCAGCUCUACAUUUCAGCGUCCAGGCGCUCCUCCACCAUCGCGAAAUCAAUCACCUGCACCACCGCCUGUGGAUGCGAAUGCGACGCCGACCUCUUCAGAGGGAACGUCGGGGAGUGAUCCUCUUGGAGAUGAAACGUCCCAGGAAAUCAUUGUACAAUCUUCAAUAUCGUUGGGAUUCUAUUCUAACGAUGAUCCCCUCGCUGCUGUUGUGGAAGGGCCGGGUAGUGAUGGGGAUGCACAUGUCAUGUUUCAAGAAUUGGACGUUGUACAAGGUGUGAAUGGUGAUGAGGUUGUGGUCAAGAUAUCAUGGCAUGGAGAUGGGCAGACCGUUUUUGUGGUUUUCGAGAGCGACAAUACAUGGGACGGUAGGAAGCGAAUGGACCUCGAGACCCCACAACCGCCUGGAUUACUCACCUCUUCCUCCUCCCCAUCGACAUCUGCACCAACCUCCCCGCCUACAGAAGUACCGCUCCGCAAUACCAACGUUUUUAGUACGACUUUAUCGCUCAGACCCGACACGCACCACCUUCGUUUCCUUGUUGAUGAUGAAUGGCGUAUUGCAGACAAUCUGCCCACUGCCGUUGACAGCACGGGUGCGUUAGCUAAUUAUCUGACCGUUGGAACGCUUCCAGCUCGGUCAGAAGCCAGCAGCACCCGUACGAUACAUAGCAUACCGAUGAAACUUGGGCUGCUUGCAAGGGCCAUCGUUUCCCCUGUCACUGCUAUUAACAGCACGAAUCCUGGCACGACACCACACGUCCAAACCGUUUCACCUACUCCCAGUUCUCUCCCACUACUGCAAGGCAUUCAUGUAUCUCCUGCACAUCGGCAUCUUUCAUUGGGUACAGGUAAUACCCACACUCAUCCAGCUGCAGCCAACCUUGGACGAAUGAGUCACCCCAACAAGCCAGGCAUGGGGUUGGGCUAUUCGUUCUGGAGUGCUAGCUCCAGUAACGAUAUGGAGGCUGUAGAAGUUGUUGAAGAGAAAGCUGCCGAUCAAGGGCGGAGGCGGCGUUCUCCACCACCACCGAUGCAGAUCCCUAUAGGAAAGGUCCAAUAUACGCCUCAGUGGACGACCGAGAUACCUCUUGAACUUACGGAGGCUGCACAAGAGGAAGAAAAGUUCUUAGAACACCAAACUCAGGCUCGAAACCAAAUGCAAAAUCGAGGACAACAUCAAACUCAGCAUGUGAGCGGUUUCAUACCCUUACCCAACAUACCUCCCGCUCCCAAGCUUCCACGACACCUAGAGAAGCUCAUCCUCAAUUCCACGGGAGCUCAUCCUCGUUCCGCUGGUGGCGGGACUUCUGGUCACGGAGAUAAAGAGAGGGAUGGGAGGAGAAGGGACAAAGACAGACUGAAAGAGAAGGAAAAGGAAAAGGAGAAAGAGAAAGAGAAGGAAAGACGUUCCGCCGCUGCGACCCCCAUCUCCAGCAACAACUCGUCUGCAACACCGCUACCAGUCACUACUGCCAGUGGUACGAACAUAAAUGCGCAUGGUGCACAUCGGACCCACCAAAGACCCAACCAUCCUGCCUCAGAUCGUGAUGCACCUCCCCCUCCUUCUGCUGGACACCCACCGGUCACUGCUGUCACAGCUGCGGCGAUGUCGACGGCAACUGGACCCAUUCAGCGUAUAUCUACUAGUGAGGAUGAUACUGCGUUGAUUGCUGACGACUGCAGUGUUCUGCCGGUACCCAGUCAUGUCGUUUUGCAUCAUUUAACCACAAGUGCCAUUAAGAAUGGCGUUUUAGCCGUGGCCCAGUCAGGAAGGUAUCACAAGAAGUUCGUAACUACGAUCUAUUACAAGCCGACAUGA